GAGAAAGAAAGAAAGAAAUAGCAAGAGAAAUAAAAAUAAAUCAAAUGGAGCUCUUAUACACUGCCAAGUACUCAGCAGGCCAAAUCCCCCACAAACAAAACUUGCAAGCUCCCUGCCCAUGGCGCUGCCUGCGUUUCUUACCCGCGAAAUGAAUAACUGGCGAGUAGCUGGUCGGCAACGACUCCUACUCGUUGGCACUUUGGCUCUUUUGACCAUUUCACUCUUGUUUUUCUUACCUGUCAGUAAUUUCGUUUCUCUCAAUGGAGCAGAAGAACAGAACGGCCUUGACAGCACAACCGCUGCACCAGAGUCACCAGUAUUACCUGCGCAACCACCCGUGGAUGCGCCUCUUUCCGACUUUAAGCCAGAUGAUCCCGUCCGAGCAUGCUUUGUCAUCCUGGUUCGUAACCGAGAACUCAACGGCAUCGUUGGCACGAUUGAGCAGAUUGAACAGCGAUUCAACAAAAAGUAUCAAUACCCAUACAUUUUUUUGAAUGACGAUGACUUUACCCAAGAUUUUAUCGAUACAACGUCCGCACUGACGACGGCCGGUACGCGCUAUGGCAAAUUGGACAGUCAAAUGUGGGGUUAUCCACCGUUUAUCGACCAGAACUUGGCAGCCGACAAACGAGCAGAAAUGGCCAAGCUAGGCAUUCCCUACGCAGAAAGCGAGAGCUAUCGCCACAUGUGCCGUUUCCAAAGCGGGUUCUUUUUCCGGCAUCCUUUGUUGGACGAGUUUGACUACUAUUGGCGUUUGGAGCCUGAUGUGGAUUAUCACUGUGAUUUGGACUAUGAUGUAUUCAAAUUCAUGCGCAACAAUAACAAGAAAUAUGGUUUCAAUAUUGCGUUCCGUGAAUUCGGCGCGACUGUCCCAUCACUGUGGCAAACGGUUAAGGACUUUGAGCGUGAUCGCCCCGAGGUUGUGAAGCACUGGCCCAUCAAGGAGGAUUCAUUGUAUCGCUUCAUCACGGACGAUGAUGGCGGAUCGUACAAUCUAUGUCAUUUCUGGACCAACUUUGAAAUUGCCUCGCUGUCCUUAUGGCGCUCAAACGAUUACCUCAAAUUCUUCAACUAUUUGGAUCAGUCAGGUGGAUUCUUUUACGAGAGAUGGGGCGAUGCUCCCGUUCACUCGAUUGCUGCAAGCAUGAUGCUCCGCAAAGAUGAGUUCCACUUCUUCAACGAUAUCGGCUAUCGACACACCGCAUACACGCAUUGCCCAGUGGAGCCUGAAUACCGUUCCAAAUGCAACUGCAACCCAGAUGACAACUUUGAUUACAACCCCGGCCUCAGCUGCUAUUCGGUUUUUAAGAAAGCAUUAGAAGAAUAGUUUUCUAAUCAUGUUAUCAUUAGCACCAUCACCGUGUAAACAUCCAACACAUACUUAAAAACUGGCAACUGCACUUAUAGCAUACACGGCAGCAUCUUUAGCACAUGUAGAUUCUAUUCUUAGCAAGUAAUAAUUGGUUCUGUGUCACCCUAAUCGAGUGGAGAGUUUCUUUAUUGGGUUAAACAUCCUUUUUUUU
Zychaea mexicana is the source of this 1523-nucleotide messenger RNA. RefSeq names its product nucleotide-diphospho-sugar transferase. Gene Ontology annotation, biological process: protein N-linked glycosylation; cell wall mannoprotein biosynthetic process; protein O-linked glycosylation. The record is from RefSeq and is a predicted model, not a curated record. The transcript is spliced from 7 exons. Gene Ontology annotation, cellular component: Golgi apparatus; membrane. Gene Ontology annotation, molecular function: alpha-1,2-mannosyltransferase activity. NCBI's taxonomy places the organism in Eukaryota, Fungi, Mucoromycota, Mucoromycetes, Mucorales, Lichtheimiaceae. Bases 119 to 1327 code for a protein of 402 amino acids.